Messenger RNA from Magallana angulata, 1702 nucleotides. RefSeq lists its product as uncharacterized. Gene Ontology annotation, cellular component: nucleus. Lineage: Eukaryota; Metazoa; Mollusca; Bivalvia; Ostreida; Ostreidae. Gene Ontology annotation, biological process: nuclear protein quality control by the ubiquitin-proteasome system; proteasome localization. The record is from RefSeq and is a predicted model, not a curated record. The transcript has 7 exons. Bases 75 to 1040 code for a protein of 321 amino acids.
AAAUUCGGGCUUGCCAUGCAGCAUAGUCACGUGAUUAGAAAGCGCGCCAAUGCUGAGAGACAAAAACAUCAGAAAUGACAACAGCGCACCAAGACUCUUUAGCAGCAUUUUUUGGACGCAGUCCUUUGAGUGCCGUUCAUCAAGAUGAUAGACCCCAGAGUAGAACUACAGUUUCCCCGGAAGAGCAAAUAAUCCAACAGAGGGGAAGAUUAAGAUCCAGUCCAAGAAGGAAAGCUUUAACUUCCAAUUCUCCUAGAAUAAAAGUCACCGAAAUGGUUGACUUAAUAUCGGACUCUCCAAACGACGCAAGUGGAUGGACACCACUUAGAAAAAAAUCUCAGGUUGAUGGAAUCAAGAGGCGCCUUCAGCUUGAGGAAAGAACCACAAGAGGGGAUGUUGACUGUGAACCACAGGAUGACAGCAUGGACAGAAAUGAAGAAAUUGUUCCUAAAAAAAAGCGGAAAUACACCAAAUCUAAUAAAUCAGAGCCUCCCAAUCUGCACAAGAGGUUAUCAGCACUGAGUUGUGAACAGCUAACAAAACUCAUAGAAAAUCUUGUUGAAAACCAUCCAGAGCUUGAAGCGGAAAUAGCCUUACCUAGUCCAGAUAUCAGCAAUUUGUUAGAAAAUUUGGAACGUUGUAAAAGCAACAUCUUUAAGUCCUUUCCCAAUUCCCGAUGGGGUUCAAGCAGAGAUGCCUUCUGUUACAGACGGGUCAAAACUCAUUUGGACAGCUUCACUAAAUCAUGCAUCGACCAAGGGAAGCAGCUGGAGUCCUUUGAAUCUUGGACAGCAUUGAUAGAAUACAUACUGAAGGCAUGGGAAAUAGUAGACGAGUUACCUCAUUGGGAUAACCCUGACCACAACAAGACUAAAAAUAGAUGCUUCAAGACCCUUGGUGUACAGUGUAAGAAAUCCAUCAGCCACAGUCAUCUUACUCAGUCAGAGUAUAGGGACAUGUUGUCCAGGUUAGAUGAGGCUGUCCAAAUUAAUGAUAAUCUUCUGCCAUGUAUUCAAUUAGUAAAGAAAAAAAUUACAUGAAUGAGAUGGAGUUGAAAGUGUAGUCAGUGCAUGUCAUCAUGUAAAUAUGGAUUUUUAAGUGUUGACUGGAAACGAGAAAAUUCAGCGACUGACAGAUUGAAUGAAAGAUAUGGAAAUUCAGGCAUGGAGUACAAAGGAAUACUCGUUGACGUUUGUCAUUUGGAAACCCAAGAAGAAAUGUUAAAUGGAUACACAAAAAGCAAGAUACUUUGGGUUGAAGGAGAACCAAGAAUAAAAUCAAUUCAUUUCUUAGCUGGAAGCAAAAUAAGUAAUCUGAUUCAAUAGUAAGUGAUCAUCUGGUGUGACCAUCAUUUUAUCCAUUUUCUUCUUUAAACAGAGAAAGCAUAUCUAAAUGACAGAGGCUAAGAAUAGAUUGUAGUUAAUUAAAUGAGCAGUGGAGCAUGUUUACAGUGCUAAUUAAAAUACCUGUACAUCGACUAGUGUUCUUGAAGUGCUGUUAACACUCGCGUUAGUGUACACUGUUUCUUAGUAUCGGGCUUCUUGAGUAGUCUGUUGUUGACAACUGUUAAAACUUGUAUCUCUAAAAAUAUUUAUUGCUUGUUUUGUGACGUAAUUAUUAACUGUUUUACAGUGGAAAAUCAAAUUCUUGAAUACCUAUUGUAUGCACUUUGUUUUGAAUAAAAGAAAUGUUAUAGCCUUGA